Closterium sp. NIES-65 is the source of this 2580-nucleotide messenger RNA. The record is from the annotation of a GenBank genome assembly. Lineage: Eukaryota; Viridiplantae; Streptophyta; Zygnematophyceae; Desmidiales; Closteriaceae.
AUGGAGAAUGCCAAGAACACCACGUCCGAAUCGGACCCGGAGGACACAAGUGGACAUGCUCCAGUGAUGGCGACGACCGAGACACAGCAACCACGUGUGCAAAAUGCAGCCAAAAGCCACGUGUACAAGACUCGUAGUAAAAAACCAUCUGUUGGCGCCACCGCCUUCACUUCUGGCCAGCAGCUGCACUCUACUGCUGCUCCCGCAACUCCUGGCGCCACCGCCUUCACUUCUGGCCAGCAGCUGCACUCUACUGCUGCUCCCGCAACUGCUGGCGCCACCGCCUUCACUUCUGGCCAGCAGCUGCACUCUACUGCUGCUCCCGCAACUGCUGGCGCCACCGCCUUCACUUCUGGCCAGCAGCUGCACUCUACUGCUGCUCCCGCAACUGCUGGCGCCACCAACCUCAAUUCUGGCCAGCAGCUGCACUCUACUGCUGCUCCCGCAACUGCUGGUGCCACCAACCUCAAUUCUGGCCAGCAGCUGCACUCUACUGCUGCUCCCGCAACUGCUGGCACCACCAACCUCACUUCUGGCCAGCAGCUGCACUCUACUGCUGCUUCCGCAACUGCUGGCGCCACCAACUUCACCUCUGGCCAGCAGCUGCACUCUACUGCUGCUGCUCCCGCAACUGCUGGCGCCACCGCCUUCACUUCUGGCCAGCAGCUGCACUCUACUGCUGCUGCUCCCGCAACUGCUGGCGCCACCGCCUUCACUUCUGGCCAGCAGCUGCACUCUACUGCUGCUCCCGCAACUGCUGGCGCCACCGCCUUCACUUCUGGCCAGCAGCUGCACUCUACUGCUGCUCCUGCAACUGCUGGCGCCACCGCCUUCACUUCUGGCCAGCAACUGCACUCUACUGCUGCUCCCGCAACUGCUGGCGCCACCGCCUUCACUUCUGGCCAGCAGCUGCACUCUACUGCUGCUCCCGCAACUGCUGGCGCCACCGCCUUCACUUCUGGCCAGCAGCUGCACUCUACUGCUGGUCCCGCAACUGCUGGCGCCACCGCCUUCACUUCUGGCCAGCAGCUGCACUCUACUGCUGCUCCCGCAACUGCUGGCGACACCGCCUUCACUUCUGGCCAGCAGCUGCACUCUACUGCUGCUCCCGCAACUGCUUGCGCCACCGCCUUCACUUCUGGCCAGCAGCUGCACUCUACUGCUGCUCCCGCAACUGCUGGCGCCACCGCCUUCACUUCUGGCCAGCAGCUGCACUCUACUGCUGCUCCCGCAACUGCUGGCGCCACCGCCUUCACUUCUGGCCAGCAGCUGCACUCUACUGCUGCUCCCGCAACUGCUGGCGCCACCGCCUUCACUUCUGGCCAGCAGCUGCACUCUACUGCUGCUCCCGCAACUGCUGGCGCCACCAACUUCGCUACUGGCCAGCGGCUGCCUACCCCAGUUGCUCCUCAAAAUGACAGCCUCCCCUACUCAGGAUUUGCCAGCCCUUCACAGCAGGUCUUCGUGCAAUGUGACGUAGAUUCCGAAUCUGAGGAGUACGGAGAGGGUGCCGACGAAUUCGACGAGAUCUUCAACAACGUGACAGCGGGAACUGCAUCUCCGGCUGUUGCUGCCAGCGGGUCCAAUGCUGCGGCAUCCACCCAUGCUGGUGUGGCACGUACGUCUGAGGGGAUUAACAACGCUACAGUGCUUGCUGCAGGUGAUGUCAUCUCGCGGGCAGAGUUUGAGGCGCUGUCGGCCCAAUUCCGGAAGGUGGAGCGCGAAAACGUGGCUCUAAGCAACCAAGUCAACUACCUCCGCCGCUUAAACCAGUCAGUUUCUGCCCGAUCUGGUAGCCCCGCAGGUGAUGAGACCACGCCCAACGAAGGAGCAUCAGCCGGAGCAUUGGCUAUGGAUCCUGAAAUUGUGCCGCAGGUCUACUUGUCUUCACGCCUGGCCGUUGGUCGCGCCAUCGCCAAUGCGUACCAGAACGGCGGCAUUAUGUGCGGUGACAGCGUGGCGCCCGAGUACGAGUCAUUUGCGGCUCAGCUUGCUGACGCUAUGAAGAAGGUUCCGCCUCACAAAGGUGGACUUACUCAGCCCCGUAGUCGCCUUCUCUGUUCACCCCUCUCCCCCCUUGCGCUCCCCUCUGCUUUUCUCUCACAGCAACACCGGCUGCUGCCCAUAGCCUUUCCCUCUCAAAAACCCUCAAACCACCUUCCCUGGCCUCCACUCGGCCCUGUUCUGCUGCCUUUGGCGUUUGUAUCACAACAACCCCGUACCCAACUUCAGUGCUCUCCUUUGCCUUUCCCUAGCAGCAACAUCAUUACCACGAUUAUUGUCUUCCCAUAUUCCCCUUUUGGCUACCCUUUGCCUUCCAUGGCCUCCACCACUCUCCUCACUUUGGCUGCCGUUUGCAUCUCCAUCACAUCAACCUUGUUCCCCCUUCCACUGUCCUCCCCUCUCCUCCAGCCUUUCCCUCACAGGAACCCUGUCCUCAUCUUACCCCCUCUUCUCUUCUCCCCUGUUCUGCUGCCCUUAUCCUUUCCCUCACAGGAACCCUGUCCUCACCUUACCCCCUCUUCCCUUCUCCCCUGUUCUGCUGCCCUUAUCCUUUCCCUCACAGGAACCCUGUCCUGA